AUUACAAAAUGUGAAUUACAGUUUGGUGGACCGGGUGCUGCUCAGUUGUCGGUCAAAAACCAGACAUUUGGACAGGCAACUGAAGUUGACGGAUUUAUGAAGUAUCCUGCAGAUGGUAUUCUCGGCUUGGCAUUUACUGAUCUGGCCGAUCAUCAUGUGGUACCACCAGUCAUUAACGCCAUUCAGCAGAAUCUUCUCGAUAAACCCAUUUUCACGGUUUGGAUGAAACACAGGGUAAGGUGA
This is a messenger RNA of Anisakis simplex (herring worm), 243 nucleotides long. The record is from the annotation of a GenBank genome assembly. Lineage: Eukaryota; Metazoa; Nematoda; Chromadorea; Rhabditida; Anisakidae.